Molecule: messenger RNA, 7326 nt
Organism: Larimichthys crocea (large yellow croaker)
Lineage: Eukaryota; Metazoa; Chordata; Actinopteri; Sciaenidae
Product: trichohyalin
Exons: 21
Coding region: 396-6980 (2194 amino acids)
Source: RefSeq, a predicted model, not a curated record
UGUCUGUCUGUCUGUCUGUCUGCAGGGACCUGUGGCAGCUGAGGGCGGAGUUUUCUCGUCUCUCCUCCUCGCUCCUCUCUAGCUGUGACUCCUUGUCCUCUUCCCUGAGGCUCAGCGCUCCUCCCAUCAAACCUUUCUCUCUGCCUCCUCCUCUCCUCCCCUCUGACCUCCCUCCACCUCCCUCCUCUCCUCCUCUGUCCUCCACCUUGGUUGCUCCUGCUCUGGACUCGGCAUCUGUUCCUCUUCUCACAUCCUCCUCCACCCUUGGGACCUUCACCUUAGGAGAGCUGGAGGCCAACGAGGAGGAGGAGCGAGAGAGGAAGGAGGAGGAGGAGCAAGUUAGGAGGGAGGAGGAGGAGAAGCAAGAGAGAAGGGAGGAGGAGGAGCAAGAGAGGAUGGAGCAGGAGCGAGUGAGGAUGGAGGAGGAGCGAGUGAGGAAGAUGGAGGAGGAGCUUUCCGAGCUGAAGCUUCUUCAUGAGACGACGGUUUUCCAGCUGAAUGAACGGAUAGCAGAGCUGUCUCUCUCGCUGCAGGCUGUGGACAGACAGACGGAGGACAGAGAGCGAGCAGCAGAGAGACACAGAGAGACAGAGACAGUCCUCGAGUCAGUGAGUCAGGCUGUCAUCAAACUGUCCAGAGUCGCGGGGACCAGCAGGGUCCCUUCAGACCGUGUCCUCAGUUUGGACCUGUCCUCGAUGCUGUCCGUCCUGUCAGACACAGAGAGCGCCCUCCAGAGGAGACACGAGGAGCUGCAGGGGGCGGAGCUAUCUCUGCGGCGGCUCGGCGAGGAGCAAUCAGCUCUGCAGCUCCGACUGAAACAACUGGAAGACGACAACGAACAUCUGCACAGGCACACACAACACACACAGCUGGAGCUCACACACACUGUGGACACACUGAGCAGGGAGCAUGAGCUGUUGUCCUCUCUGCGUGUGGAGCUGGAGGAGGUGCAGCAGAGGGAGGAGGAGGGGAAGAGAGAGAAUGACAGGCUGAGGAGGGAGAGAGACAGACAGGAGGAGAGAGAGACAAGCAGACGGGUGGAGGCUGAACUGUUGGAGAAUGUCCAGCUGACGGAGAGAGAAGCUCUGCACCGGAUGGAGAUCCACACUCUGAAGGGGGCAUUGGAGAGGCAGCAGUUGGACAGACAGAGAGCAGAAGAAGAAGCUGCUGACAGCAGAGACGCCCUGCAGAAGUCCAGGGAGUGUGUGCUGCGUCUCUCGUCCUCUGAGUGUGUGUUGAAGCGGGAGGUGGAGGAGGGACGGGACGCUCUGGACAAGAUGGCCGCCCUGAACUCUGCACUGGUCUCAGACAAGAGAGACCUGAACAAACAGCUGCUGCAGCUGGAGUGUGAGCUGUCAGACAGCCAAUCACAGCUGCAGGAUCUGAGGUCAGAGGUCAACUCUCUGCAGAGGGACAUCAAAACCCUCAACCUGGAGAGCAGCCAGCUCAGAGCGCAGAGUGCGGCGGAGUCCACUGUUGUCCGUAAGCUUAAAGAAAGUGAGACAGAGAUGGAGAGAAUGAUGGAGGAGAAGGAGAGACAGCUGAGCUCCCUGAUGGAGGAGAGAGAGAGGGAUGGAGGUCAGCUGGAGGAGAUGUCCUCCCAGCAUGCCUCAGUGUGCAGGGAGCUGAAGGAGGUGCAAGAGCAGCUGCGUCAGGCGGUGGAUGAUGUGAGGAGGAGAGACAGACAGCUGGAGGAGCAGCAGAGGGAGCACAGGAGGCUGCUGGAGGAGCAGGACGGCCUGCAGAGACGCAGCGAGCAGCUAGAGGAAGAGCUGAAGGAGCUUAGGUGUCUGUCCUCGUCUCUCCACCUUCAGCUCCGUCAGCAGCAGCAGCAGCUCUCUCAGUCAGAGGUGGAGCAAUGUCAGCUCAACACUCACAUCAACACACUGCAGGAGGUGAAGGAGGCGCUACAGGGGGAGAUCAGGUGUCUGAGAGGAGAACUGGAGGGAGCGACAGCCAUGACAGAAGAUGAGAGAGGGAGAAGAGAGAGAAGCGAGGAGGAGAAGGAAGCGCUGAUGGAGGAGACGGAGAGGCUGACACAAGAGGCGGAGAAUCUGAGGAGGAGGAGAAGACAGGAAGAGGAGGAGAGGAGGGAGGAGGCAGAGGACUGGCAGAGAGAGAGGGAGGCUCUGAGUGAGGAGCUGGGGACGAGGGAUGGAGAGGUGGAGGCACUGAGGAGGCGCAUAGAGGGACUGAUAAAGGAGAAAGAGAGGCUGAGGGAGGAGGUGACAGAAAGUGAGGCGCAGAUCAGCCUCAUGAAGGAGGAGGUGAAGAGGGAGGAGGAGGCGAAGAGGGAGGAGGAGAUUGAGGCACUCUGCGACCGAAUGGAGAGAUUAGAAACAGAGAAGGAGGAUAGAGAGGAGGAGAUGGUGCAACUGAGGAGCACAACAGAGAAGGAGGUGGAGAGAUGGAGGAGGAGGGCCAAGGAGGUGGAGGAGGAGGUGAACAGACUAGGAAAGGAAAUCUCCAAACUAAAAGAGGAGGACAGGAGAGAGAAGGAAAGAUUGCAGGAACAGGAGGAGGAGAGGAGGAAGAGAAGGGAGGAAGAGGUGCAGAGACUGAAGGAGGAGGUGGGGGAGGUGGAGUUGCUGAGGCUGCAGCUCAACGUGGCCAAGGAGGAGUGCGAGGAGAUGAAGGAGGAGGUGGAACGGAGGGAACACCGCCUGGAGCGACAGAUGAGCGCUGUGAAGAAGAGGGAGGAGGAGGUGGAGGAGCUGAAGGAGCAACUGGAGCUGGCAAAGAGGCAGGAGGAGGAGGGAGCAAGGGAGCACCAGGAGGUGAAGGGCAGACUGAAGCAGAAGGAGGCGCGGGUGGAGAAGCUUGAGAAGCUACUAAAGGAAACCCGUCUGCUCCUGGAGAAGGAGAGGAGGGAGGGAGAGGAGAAGGACAGCCGGAUCUCCUCACAGGACAGGGAGGUGCAGGAGGCAUGGGCCGAGAGUAAGAGAGCAAGGAGGAGGUCCAGAGAAUGGGAGGAGGCCCAACAUAGGCUGGAGGAGGAGGUGAAUGAGUGGAAGGAGAGAGCAGAGAGAAGCGCAAGGGAGGCAGCAAAGUUCAAUCACCUCCUGAAGGAGCAAGAGGAGGAGGCGCAGCAGCUGGAGGAGAAAGUGAGGGAGGUAGAAGGGGCGUUAAAAGAAGAAAGGGAGGUGCUGAGGAGUGCGAGGGAGGAAAGAAGGAGGUUGGAAGACAGAUGGGAAGAGAUGGAGAAGGAGGUGGAGGAGCUGAGGGGGACAGAAGAGGAGAAGAGGAGGCUUGAAGACGAACUGGAAGAGAUGGAGGAGGUGCUGAGGAGGUUGAGGGAAGAGAACAGGAAGCUGGAGGAGGAGCUGAAGGAAGUUGAGAAAGAUCAGUACAUCCUGUUGGAGGAGAAAGGGAGGUCCAAAGAGAGAGAGUUGGAGAAGGAGAAGGCAAGGCUGUCUGAGGAGCUGAGGAGGAGGGAGAGGGAGGUGACAUCUCUCAGAGAGGAGGUGCACAGGAAGAGGGAUGAAGGUCAGGAGGACCAGAGGAGGAGGAGAGAGGAGAUAGAGAAGCUACAAGAGGAGCUGAGGAGGAGCAAGAGGGAGGUGUCUGUACUUAGUGAGGAGGUACAAAAGGAGAAAAAGGAGGCGCAGCAGGAGUUGAUGAGGAGGAGAGAAGAAGCAACAACUCUCAGAGGGGAGGUGCAGAAGGAACAAAGGGAGAGGGAAGAGGUACAAGAGAGGUUAAAGAGAACAGAGAAGGAGGCGACAGCUCUCAGAGAGGAGGUGCAGAAGGAGUGCAGGCAGAUGGAGGAGGUACAGGAGGAGCAUAAGAGGAGCCAGUGGGAGGUGACAGCUCUCAGAGAGGAGCUGCAGAGGGAACAAAAGGAGAAGAAGGAGGCACAAGAGGAGUUGAUAAAGAGAAGACAAGAGGUGACGGCUCUCAGAGAGGAGGUGCAGAAGGAGUCGAGGCAGAUGGAGGAGGUGCAGGAGGAGCUGAGGAGGACCAAGAACAAGCUGAAAGCCAUCACAGAGGAGGUGCAAAAGGAGAAGGAGGUGGCACAGGAGAGGUUAAUGAGGACAGAGGAGGAAGUGACAGCUCUCAGAGAGGAGGUGCAGAAGGAGUGGAUACAGAUAAAGGAGAUGAAUGAGGAGCUGAGAAGGAGCAAGCUAGAAAUGUCUGUACUUCGUGAGGAGGUAGAAAAGGAGCAAAAGGAGAAGAAGGAGGCGCAGGAGAGCUUAAUGAGGACAGAGGAGAAGGUGACAGCUCUCAGAGAGGAGGUGCAGAAGAAGAGGGAGGAGGUACAGGAGGAGCAGACACAGAUGGAGGAAGUACAGGAGGAGCUUAAAAGUAGCCAGAGGGAGGUGACAGCUCUCAUAGAGGAGCUGCAGAGGGAACAAAGGGAGAAGAAGGAGGCGCAGGAGGAGUUGAUUAGGAGGAGAGAAGAGGCAACAACUCUCAGAGAGGAGGUGCAGAAGGAGUUGAGGCAGAUGGAGGAGGUACAGGGGGAGCUGAGCAGGGCCAAGUGUGAGCUGAAAGUCCUCACAGAGGAGGUGCAAAAGGAGGAAAAGGAGAAGAAGGAGGCACAGGAGAGGUUAAUGAGGACAGAGGAGGAGGUGACAGCUCUCAGAGAGGAGGUGCAGAAGAAAAGAGGGGAGGCCAAGGAGGAGUGGACACAGAUGGAGAAGGUACAGGAGGAGCUGAGGAGAACCAAAAAUGAGCUGAAAGUCCUCACAGAGGAGGUGCAAAAGGAGAAGAAGGAGGCACAGGAGAGGUUAAUGAGGACAGAGGAGGAGGUGACAGCUCUCAGAGAGGAGGUGCAGAAGAAGAGAGAGGAGGUACAGGAGGAACAGGAACAGAUGGAGGAAGUACAGGAGGAGCUUAAAAGGAGCCAGAGGGAGGUGAUAGCUCUCAUAGAGGAGCUGCAGAGGGAACAAAGAGAGAAGAGGGAGGCGCAAGAGGAGUUGAUAAAGAGAAGACAAGAGGUGACGGCUCUCAGAGAGGAGGUGCAGAAGGAGUGGAUGCAGAUGAAGCAGAUGAGUGAGGAGCUGAGGAGGAGCAAGCUGGAAGUGUCUGUACUUAGUGAGGAGGUACAGAAGGAGCAAAAGGAGAAGAAGGAGGCGCAGGAAGAGCUGAUUACGAGGAGAGAAGAGGCAACAACUCUGAGAGAGGAGGUGCAGAAGAAAAGAGGGGAGGCCAAGGAUGAGUGCAUGCAGAUGGAGAAGGUACAGGAGGAACUGAGGAGAACCAAAAAUGAACUGAAAGUCAUCACAGAGGAGGUGCAAAGGAAAGAGAAGGAGGAGGCUGAGGAGGUGCUGUGGAGGAGUGAGAGGGAAGUAUCUGUACUCAGAGAGGAGGUGAAAAGGGAACAAACAGAGAAGAAGGAGGUGCAAGAAGAGCUGAGGAAGAGAAGACAAGAGGUGAUGGCUCUCAGAGAGGAGGUGCAGAAGGAGUCGAGGCAGAUGGAGGAGGUACAAGAAGAGCUGAGGAGAACCAAAAAUAAGCUGAAGGUCAUCACAGAGGAGGUGCAAAAGGAGGAAAAGGAGAAUGAGGAGGUACAGGAGGAGCUGAUAAAGAGCAGAGAUGAGGUGAUGGCUCUCAGAGAGGAGGUGCAGAAGGAGCAGAAGAUGAGGAGGGAGGCCCAGGAGGAGCUGAGAGGAGUGCAGCAGCGUGUGGAGCUGAUGGAGGUGAACCUGACCUCCCUGCACACUCAGGUGAGUGAUCUGAGGAGGAGCAGGGAGCGAGGGAAGCAGGAGGUGAAGGAGAAAGAGGAGGAGAAGCAGCAGAUGAGGGAGGGUCUGAGCGAGGCGCUGCAGGAGAUGAAGACGCUCAAACUCCUCCUGCAGGAGAGCCAUGCAGAGGGGGAGCGUCUGAGGAGCGCUCUGAAGGAGAAGAAGGAGGAGGUGGAGAGGAAGAACCUGCCCACUGUCAGAGAGGAGGCACUACACGAGAGGGAGGAGGUGGAGGAGCUGAGAGCCCGAGCCAAAGCUCUGGAGACGAGGAGGAGAGAGAUGAUAGAGGAGGUGGAGGAGGCUCGACAGGCGAAGGAUAAGGCUGAGGAGAAGAGAAGGGAGGUGGAGGAGAGGUGGAGGAGCAAAGUGGAGGAGAUGAAGGAGACACUGAAAACUCUGUCGAGAGAAAUCCAGACACUGAAGGAGAGGGAGCAGGUGUGGAGGUCCAGAGUGCAGGAGGCGCAGAGGGAGGUGGAGGAGAGCCGGGCCGAGUUGGAGGAGUAUAAAACACAGAGAGAGGAGGUGGACGGACUGAAGAAGAGGAGGAGAGACCAAGGGACAGAUGAGGAGGGAGGAGGAGAAGAGAUUCCUGAGGAGGAGCAGGAGGAGGAGCAGACCUCCCUACUGCAGGAGAAGGAGGAGAUGAGGAGGCUGCUGAGGCAGAGAGAAGCUGAGGUGUACACUCUGACUCAGAGGGCCGAGGAGCUGCACGCAGACAGGGAGCGCGUCCGAUUGGCUCUGGAGCGAACUGAGGCGGCUAUGAUUGGCUACAGGGAGAGAGCCCACCAACAGGAGCAGAGUCCGGGGGCGGAGUCUAACCCAGACGAGGCCGUGGCAGACAGACUGGUGGUCCUCCAGCGUUUGGUGGCUGAACUGGAGCUGAACGAGAAACAAGUGAAGAAGAAGAACUCACACCUGAAGAGAGAGAGAGACAGGCUGAGAGACACCCUAAGACAGGUGGAGGAGGAGCGUUUGAGGUUCAGACAGCAGCUGACUGACAGCAGACCUCAGGACACCACAGAAGAAGAGCGCCUGCGGAGCAGAGUGAGGGAGCUGGAGGACCAGGUGAGUCAGCUCCGCCUCUCAUUGGCUGUGGACCAGCAGCAGAGGGCGGAGUUUAUCCAGCAGUCGACCAAAAACAGCCAGUGGCUGCUCUCUCUGAGGAGCGACCUCACUGACUCGCUGGCCACCGUCACACGCCGUCCAAUCCCGUCAGUCCUGGAGUCUGAGACGCAGCGAUUGGACCGCAGCCUGAGGGAGGAGGAGCUUAGGAUGUCCCUCGGCCAAUCGUAACUCCUGAAAGAUAAAAAAUAGAAGCUUCUGACCAAAAAACCUAAAACGGGCUCAAAGACAAUCAGACGAACGCCAACACAGAGCUGUCCUCUGAUUGGCUGUUCACAGGCGUCAGAUCAAAGGUGCGUUCAGGGACAGUCGGACAGUUUUUCACGUCGAAUGUCGUCACUGAAUCAGUUCAUGAAGAAACGUUACUGUUGCGUUAUAAAUGUGUUCUUUGAAGGUUAUUUAUUGUGUAUUUAUAUUAAAUCUGUCAGACUGCUGAGUGAUGACGCACUACAUUUCCCAUGAUCCUCCAGUCUGACGUGUGUUUUAUGUCAGGUUCAAUAAAAAGAUCUUAACGUGA